CAAGGUGCCCUCUCUCUCUUCCGUCCUCCCCCUGCCUCCCGAGUCUCGACUCUCGAAAAAGGGGGAGGGCGUCCUAGCCCCAAUGGAACCCUAACCCUAGAAUUCUCCCAUUCUCUCCUUUUUCCUCUCGAUACGGAGGAAUUAAUCCCAAAACCUCGAUCCCAAGAUUCCCAGUUCCCCCAAAAUCAUAUAAAAAUCCGGUUUUUAUUUCAUCUAGUCCAGAUGCGGGGCGCGUUCUACCCUCAAGCCCUAGAUUUGGGGCACCCGUUCCCCCACCACCUCUUCGCCGACCGCCUCCCGGUUUCCCCCCCGGCGCCGACGGUCGCCGCCCUCAGCCAGGACGACCUCAAGCGCAUCGCCGCCCACCGCGCCGUGGACCUGGUCGAGUCCGGCAUGGUCCUCGGCCUCGGCACCGGCUCCACCACCGCCCACGCUCUGGACCGCCUCGGAGACCUCCGCCGCCGCGGCGCCCUGCGCGACAUCGUCGGCAUUCCCACCUCCCUGAAGACCGCUGCCCACGCCACCGCCGUCGGCAUCCCGCUCUCUGACCUCGACGCCCACCCUGUCGUUGACCUCUCCAUCGACGGCGCCGAUGAGGUCGACCCCGCGCUCAACCUCGUCAAGGGCCGCGGCGGCUCCCUCCUCCGGGAGAAGAUGAUCGAGGGCGCCAGCCGUCGCUUCGUGGUCAUCGUCGAUGAGUCCAAGCUGGUGACUUGCCUUGGGGGAAGCGGCCUCGCCGUGCCUGUGGAGGUGGUCCCUUUCUGCUGGAAGUACACCCUCGGGCAGCUCGAAAGGCUGUUCGAUAACGACUCUGGAUUCUAUGCAAAGCUGAGGACAUUUUCCGAUAAGGAGGGGGUUGAGAUGCCCUUUGUCACAGACAAUUCGAACUACAUUAUCGACUUGUACUUCGAGAAGGGGAUAGGUGGCGAUCUGGAUGUCGUGAGUGAUUCAAUCCUGAGGUUCCCCGGGGUCGUGGAGCACGGGAUGUUUCUGGGUAUGGCGACGUCCGUGAUCGUGGCCGGGAAGAAUGGCGUUACUGUCACGAUGAAGUAGAGGGGAAGCCACGGCCGCUUGAGGUAAUUACAUCGAGCAAGGAAAUUAGAUUUUUAAUUGUAUUAUGUCCUGCCUCGAGCAGGGAAUUGCUGGCAUUUUUUUUUGGAUUUGUUCUCCGUGGAGGGUACAAUUCGUAUUUCUUGGAAAUUUUGUUUUCCGAUGAAUGGUGAAAUCAAUGUUGUAGGAGGGGAGAAUUGGGGUUCCAUGGGUUUUGUUGCUAAUUUAGUAUAACGGUUAUGAUAUUAAAAUGAGUUGGAUUUACUUCUCAUUUUUCUUACAUGGAUGUGGUAUAAAGAGUCGAAAGCCUCUGAGAAUA
Phoenix dactylifera (date palm) is the source of this 1369-nucleotide messenger RNA. Its product is annotated as putative ribose-5-phosphate isomerase 1. Gene Ontology annotation, biological process: pentose-phosphate shunt, non-oxidative branch. NCBI's taxonomy places the organism in Eukaryota, Viridiplantae, Streptophyta, Magnoliopsida, Arecales, Arecaceae. Gene Ontology annotation, molecular function: ribose-5-phosphate isomerase activity. The record is from RefSeq and is a predicted model, not a curated record.